Strongyloides ratti is the source of this 1398-nucleotide messenger RNA. RefSeq lists its product as hypothetical. The record is from RefSeq and is a predicted model, not a curated record. The transcript is spliced from 7 exons. NCBI's taxonomy places the organism in Eukaryota, Metazoa, Nematoda, Chromadorea, Rhabditida, Strongyloididae. The coding region runs from base 1 to 1398 and encodes 465 amino acids.
AUGUCUUCACAAAUUGAUAAAAUCACUCGUCAAGUUUUACAAAUACACGUGGAACCAAUAGAAAUUGAAUUGAAUGAUGUUGAUGAAGAAGUUUUAUUACCAACAUUACGUACAGCAUUUCCUCAUUGUUGUGGUUUAUAUUAUUAUGAUUUUAAAACAAAUAAAAAAAAUAUUGUUAAAUUUGAUGGAAAAAAAUUUUUACCGCCUAAAGGUGAUUGGCUAACACAAAAAAUUUAUGCUAAUUUAUCUGGAGGAAGAGUAUAUAAUGAAAUUAAUAGUAACUAUGAAAAUGCCACAAAAACAUUUGAAAGAUCAGUUUAUGCUGUACAAAAAAUGUUUGAAUCAUUAAAUGGAAAUUUAAAAAAAAGAGAUAUAAAUAUUGAUAGUAAAGUUAAACAAAAUGAAAAAGGAAAAAUAAAUUGUGAGAGAAGUACAAUAAAUUCAUUGGAUAAUAUUGAACCAUUAUUAAAAAAACUUUCAAAAAAAAUGAUAAAAAAAUCAUCCAAAGAAAGUGGAGAUGAUAAAUCAAAAAACAAUGAUGAAAUUAAAAAUAAUUGUGAAAAUAAUUGUGAUAAAUGUGAUUUAUCAUAUUCUCAAAUGGAACAACAGUUUUUGGAUUUAGCAAAAAUUUCAACGGGAAAAGAUUCUAUUAUAGAAUCACAAAGGAAAGAAUUAGCUGAGGCAAAUAAAAUUGGUCCAAUAUUAGAAAAAGAAAUUGUUGAACUUAAAAAUAAAUUAAAGAAAGUUGAGGAUAAAUGUAAAAGUUAUAAAGAUGAACUUGAUAUUUCUAAAGAAUUAGCAAAUGAACAGAAAGAUUAUGAAGAAAAAUUAAAAAAUUUGCAAAAUAAAAUGGAAAAUUCUGAAAAAGAAAUAAAAGUAUUAAAAAAAAAUCUUCAAAAAGAGAUAGGAGAAAAAGAAAUGUUUAAGAAAGAACUUGAUCGUACAUCUAAAAAAUUUAGUGAACUUGAACAUUUGAUAAACAAUUUAAAUGGUGAAAGAUUAUGUCUUAAAGAAGAAUUAAAUGAAACAUGUAAUCAAUUAACAAUGAAAUGUAAAGAAUUAAAUGCAUUAAAUGAAGAAUUAACAGUUGAUAAUUUAUCUUUAUUAGAAAGGGAAUAUAAUGCAAUUGCAAAACUUGAGAAUAUAACAUCAAAACAUAAUCAUGAAUGUGAUGAUUACAAUAAAAUUAUUCAAAAUAACAACGAUCAGAUUGAUGAGCUUCAAAAAUCAAUCAAUUCUAUGGAAGCAACAUUAACUCAAUUAAUACAAGUUAAUGAUGAUUUAAGUCGCAGAUGUAUGCUUUCGGAGUAUGAAAGAAAAAAGGACAAUCAAAAAUACUCAAAACUUAAAAAUCAAUUUGAGAAAAAAGAAAAUAAAACAAAAAAAUAUCUUAUAUGA